Molecule: messenger RNA, 2910 nt
Organism: Pipistrellus nathusii (Nathusius's pipistrelle)
Lineage: Eukaryota; Metazoa; Chordata; Mammalia; Chiroptera; Vespertilionidae
Source: the annotation of a GenBank genome assembly
AUGCUCCGUGCCCCCUACUUCAUGCCCUUGCUGCUACUGCUGCUGCUGCUGCUGCUCUCACUUCCCCACACCCAGGCCACCUUUCCCCGGGAUCCCCUCCCUUUGCUGAUCUCUGACCUGCAAGGUACUUCCCCAUUAUCCUGGUUCCGGGGCCUGGAGGAGGAUGCUGUGGUUGCAGAACUUGGGCUGGACUUCCAGAAAUUCCUGACCUUGAACCGGACCUUGCUAGUGGCUGCCCGGGAUCAUGUUUUCUCCUUCGAUCUACAAGCUCAAGAAGAAGGGGAGGGACUGGUGCCCAACAAGUAUCUAACAUGGAGGAGCCAAGACAUGGAGAACUGCGCUGUGCGGGGGAAGCUGACGGACGAGUGCUACAACUACAUUCGUGUUCUCGUUCCCUGGGACUCACAGACACUCCUUGCUUGUGGAACGAACUCAUUCAGCCCCGUGUGCCGCAGCUAUGGGAUAACUUCACUGCAGCAGGAGGGUGAAGAGCUGAGUGGGCAGGCUCGAUGCCCCUUUGAUGCCACACAGUCCAACGUAGCUGUCUUUGCAGAGGGCAGCCUGUAUUCGGCCACAGCUGCGGAUUUCCAGGCCAGUGAUGCUGUAGUUUACAGAAGCCUUGGCCCUCAGCCCCCACUCCGCUCAGCCAAGUACGACUCCAAGUGGCUCCGAGAGCCACACUUUGUCUAUGCCUUGGAGCAUGGAGACCAUGUCUACUUCUUCUUCCGAGAGGUCUCUGUGGAGGACACCCGGCUGGGAAGGGUACAGUUCUCCCGUGUGGCCCGUGUGUGUAAGCGUGACAUGGGCGGCUCACCUCGGGCCUUGGACCGCCACUGGACAUCCUUCCUAAAGCUUCGCCUCAACUGCUCUGUCCCUGGGGAUGCUGCCUUCUAUUUUGACGUCUUACAGGCCUUGACGGGGCCUGUGAACUUGUAUGGCCGCCCUGCUCUCUUUGGGGUCUUCAGCACCCAGACCAAUAGCAUCCCUGGCUCUGCAGUCUGUGCCUUCUACCUGGAUGAUAUUGAACGUGGGUUUGAGGGCAAGUUCAAGGAGCAGAGGAGUUCGGAUGGGGCCUGGACCCCUGUGUCUGAGGACAGGGUCCCCUCCCCCAGGCCAGGAUCCUGUGCAGGAGUGGGUGUAGCUGCCUUAUUCCCCUCUUCUCGAGAUCUCCCUGAUGAUGUCCUGACUUUCAUCAAGGCUCACCCACUGCUGGACCCCACUGUGCCACCUGCCACCCACCAGCCUCUCCUUACCCUCACCAGCAGGGCCCUACUGACCCAGGUGGCUGUGGAUGGCACGGCUGGUCCCUAUAGUAACACCACAGUCCUGUUCCUUGGCUCCAAUGAUGGAACAGUGCUGAAGGUGCUGCCCCCAGGGGGACCAUCUGGAGGACGGGAGCCCAUCCUGUUGGAAGAGAUCAAUGCCUACAGCCCCUCCCGGUGCAGUGGGAAGCGGGCGGCCCAAACAGCACGGCAGGUGAUAGGACUGGAGCUGGACACUGAAGGUCACCGGCUCUUUGUGGCUUUUUCUGGCUGCAUCAUCUACCUCCCUCUCAGCCGGUGUGCCCGGCAUGGGGCCUGUCGCAGGAGCUGUUUGGCUUCUCGGGACCCAUACUGUGGAUGGCAUAGCUCCAGAGGCUGUGUGGACAUCAGGGGACCUCAUGGGACUGAUGUGGAUCCAGCUGGGAACCAGGAAUCCAUGGAGCAUGAUGACUGCCAAGACGGAGCUACCGGGAGUCAGUCUGGCACAGGGAACUCUGCUUAUGUGCUUCUGGGUCCUGGCCCUUCCCCUGAGACCCCCAGCCCCCCCAGUGAAGCCCACCCCCGGCCCCAGUCUUCCACUCUUGGAGCUCACACUCAGGGCGUGCGCAGAGACCUCCCCGCAGCCUCAGCCUCCCGCUCCGUCCCCAUCCCGCUGCUCCUGGCCUGUGUGGCCGCGGCCUUCGCCCUGGGCGCCUUAGUCUCCGGCCUUCUGGUCUCCUGCGCUUGUCGCCGCGCCCACCACCGACACCGGAGCAAGGACAUGGAGACCCCGGGGCUCCCGCGCCCCCUCUCCCUCCGCAGCUUAGCCCGGUUGCAUGGGCCAGGCCCAGAGCCGCCGCCGCCGCCCUCCAAGGACGGAGAGCCCGGGCUGGCGUCCCAGCUCUACACCACGUUCCUGCCUCCUCCCGAGGCCGGCUCCCCCCCGGACCUGGCCUGCCUGCCCACCCCGGAGUCCACGCCCGAGCUGCCCGUCAAGCACCUCCGCGGCGCCGGGGGCCCCUGGGAGUGGAACCGGAACGGGAACAACGCCGCUACCGAGGCCCCGGGCCCCGCGCGGGGGAGCGCGGCCGGCGGCGGCGGUGGCUCCGCGCCCCGCGUGCUGGUGAGGCCGCCGCCGCGCGGCUGCCCGGGGCAGGCGGUGGAGGUGACCACCCUGGAGGAACUGCUGCGCUACCUGCACGCCCCGCAGCCGGCCCGCAGGGGCGCGGAGCCGCCCGGCCCCUCGGCCCCGCGGGCGCUGCCCCUCGAGCCCGCCCGGGCCCCCUCCCCCGCCCCCGCCCUCGCCCUGCUGGCCGGCGCCGGCCUUCUGGCCCGGGAGUGCGCCCCCCCGCUGCGGCUGGACGUGCCCCCCGACGGGCAGUGCCCGGGGCCCCCCGGCCGGCCGGUCCCCGCCCCCCGCCUGGGGGUGGGCGGCAGCCGGAGGUUGCCCUUCGCCCCCCGGGCGCCCCCCACCCUGCUCACGCGUGUCCCCUCGGGCGGCCCUUCCCGGUACUCCGGGCGGCACCUGUACCCGGGCCGCGCCGAGGGCUACCGGGGCCGCACCCUGAAGCGAGUGGACAUGGCGAAGCCCCGGCCGCCCCCGAAGCUGCCCCUGGCCGCGCCCCCCGCCCCGCUGGCCGUCCCCGGGGGCGGCCAUUUCAACUUGUAA